Nicotiana attenuata is the source of this 1076-nucleotide messenger RNA. RefSeq lists its product as uncharacterized. The transcript is spliced from 6 exons. Bases 103 to 714 code for a protein of 203 amino acids. NCBI's taxonomy places the organism in Eukaryota, Viridiplantae, Streptophyta, Magnoliopsida, Solanales, Solanaceae. The record is from RefSeq and is a predicted model, not a curated record.
GUGAAGAACCUCGAAAGCAGAAGAUUCAAAACCCACCUGAAAUCAUCCCCCCUAUAUGCUCUAUAUACACAGCCACACAUUUGCAGUUUGAAGUUGGAAAAAAUGAAGAAAAAAAUGGAGAGAGAUGGUGAAGGAACAGUGAGCUCACCGACGCAGAGGGUUAGCGAUGGUCGUUCAAUUUCACCUACUAGAGUCCGACCCGGACCAGACCCAUUCCUAGUGACUUGUAGAUUAUUCAGCUUUGUUACUGCGUUAGCCGCUAUUCUCUGCAUUGCUGUUAAUGUUUACUCAGCCGUAAGAUCUUUUAAGAAUGGCUAUGACGUAUUUGAUGGAACUUUCCGCUGUUACGCGGUGGUGAUUGCGAUUAUUGUGGUUGUUGCUGAGACAGAGUGGGGAUUUUUCAUCAAGUUCUGGAAGGUGUUGGAGUUUUCAGCAGGAAGGGGCAUGCUACAGAUCUUUGUUGCCGUGAUGACCAGAGCUUACCCUGAAGAUUAUGGGCAUAGGAAUGAUCUCAUUCUUGUCCGGAACAUAGCUAGCUACUUGCUUCUUACCUGUGGUGCCAUUUACAUUAUAUCAGGAAUAUUGUGCUUUGGCUUUAUCAAACGUGCUCGCCAGGCGAAAGAAGUCUCCAGGGAGCAAGCCAUUAAGGAUCUGCAGGAUUUGGAGCGUCAAAGAGAAGAGCUUGAAGCAUUGUUGAUACAAGAGAGGGCUUGAUAACAUGGAGCUGAGAUUAUGGCAACAGCAAACCCAACAUUCGAAGUUGAGGAGAAAACUUGUAAAGUAAAGCUAAGGUCAAAUCAAGAAAUUUUAUGUUGUGUGUGUUUUACAUGCUAUGUUUCCAAUUUGAGAUUGAAAAUUUUCUCUGAUCUAUGUAUUGCAGAUCUGUACAGUUAUAUAGACCACUUUCCUCAUGGCAACUACUGUUAUAGACCAGUUGUCUAUUCCUUGUUAGUUUUUGAAUUUAGACAGUUAAAUCUAAGAAGCAGCGCCUGCUCAUAUUGUUUAAGUGUUAGAGCAGGACAAUAUACUCAACUAUUUAUUCAGUAGCCUUUACAAGAUAGCUUUUUAAUGGUGUU